CUCGUUUUCAAUAUCCGUUUUCUUGUGCCAUCCAACUGACGCAAGUUUCGUUCGUCCUCUGUAUCGUGGACUGAUCACGUGAAGAAAUAGAUCAGAGAAAGAAAAACCGUUGAUCUCGAUUCCAUAGAUAUCGCAAGUGAAGAACGCAUACGAAUUCGAAUAUGAAGGCGACGCCGGGAAGCUCCGGGUACUUGGAAUUGUAUCCGGAGAGAAAAAUAUCGUAUUUCAAGAAUCCCUACAUUCUCGGUGUCACCGCUGCUGCUGGCAUUGGUGGACUCCUCUUCGGCUACGACACCGGUGUUAUAUCAGGGGCUCUUCUAUAUAUUAAAGAUGAUUUUGUCGAUGUCCGGAACAGUAGCUUCCUUCAGGAAACAAUUGUAAGCAUGGCAUUGGUUGGUGCAAUUAUUGGAGCAGCAACAGGCGGCUGGAUUAAUGAUGUUUUCGGACGUAAGAAGGCCACACUUACUGCUGAUGUUGUCUUUACUCUUGGAUCAACUGUUAUGGCUGCCGCACCAGAUGCAUAUGUUCUCAUAUUUGGCCGUCUUCUUAUUGGCAUUGGUGUGGGCAUAGCUUCUGUCACUGCUCCUGUAUAUAUUGCAGAAUCAUCACCAUCAGAAAUAAGGGGUUCAUUAGUUAGCACAAAUGUGCUUAUGAUAACUGGUGGACAGUUUCUUUCUUACCUCAUAAAUCUUGCCUUUACCGAGGUUCCUGGGACAUGGCGGUGGAUGCUGGGAGUUGCUGGGUUGCCAGCUGUUAUUCAAUUCUGUGUCAUGCUUUUCUUGCCUGAGUCUCCAAGGUGGCUUUUCCUGAAGAAUAGGAAAGAUGAAGCUAUUUCUGUGCUUUCUAAUAUCUAUAAUUAUGAACGCCUAGAAGAUGAAGUCAAUUACCUCACAGCUGUUGCUGAGCAAGAACUGCAAGAACGGAAGAACAUUAGAUACAUGGACGUUUUCCAAUCAAAGGAAAUCAGAAAUGCAUUUUUUGUUGGGGCCGGACUUCAGGCUUUUCAGCAGUUCACAGGUAUCAGCAUAGUCAUGUAUUACAGCCCCACAAUCAUUCAAAUGGCUGGGUUUAAUUCCAAUCAGUUAGCUCUUCUUCUAUCUCUCAUUGUUGCUGGCAUGAAUGCUGCUGGAACAAUUCUCGGCAUUUAUCUAAUUGACCAUACAGGACGAAGGAAAUUGGCCCUCACAAGCUUGUCGGGUGCAACCGCAGCUCUGGCAAUCCUUUCUGCAGGAUCUUACCUUCAAUCAUCUGACCCCGCAAAUAAAACCUUUGGGUGGAUAGCAAUUGUUGGGUUAGCCUUGUAUAUUCUUUUUUUCGCUCCAGGAAUGGGACCGGUGCCUUGGACUGUGAACUCAGAAAUCUACCCGGAAGAGUUCCGUGGUGUGUGUGGGGGAAUGUCAGCCACUGUAAACUGGAUUUGCAGUGUGAUAAUGUCUGAGAGCUUUCUUUCAGUUUCUGAUUCAAUGGGCCUUGGUAGUAGUUUCGUGAUCCUUGGUGUUAUAUGCGUGGUUGCUUUUUUCUUUGUGCUCUUGUUCGUGCCAGAGACAAAAGGAUUGACAUUUGAAGAAGUGGCUCUCAUAUGGAAAAGGCGAGCCCGGGGUAAAUAUUAUGACACACAAAGCCUUCUUGAGACAGGAAGCCAGUUCUAAGCGCCUCAUUUGUGAGCUGCAGUAUUAUUUGGCGCGAGCUAGGAGACUAGUCAUAGUUAUUUGAGUUGUUAGCUGCCACAUUAUGGGAUUCUUGGUGGUAGCUUUGCUGUGAUUCAAUGCCGUGGAUUUGUACAUUACCAAGACAUUGUUGGUGUGGUUGAUGUGUGUGAUUUUCCAAAGCUUUUUUAAGGAGAAUUUUAGUUCAGGAAAUUUUGCAAACUAAUCUUCAAUAUAGGAAUUAGCCAAAAUAAAGUUUCGUGGUUAAAUACAAACUCGAUUAACCAUGUAUCCCAACUUUGGUUGAUAACAUUUUCAAUUGAAGAGAGAUGUUUGCUACUUCCUGAAUUAGGAAUCUGCCAAGAGUAAUUAAUUUAGUAAGAGAUGGGAUGUGUUCUUGGCAAAUAGGCAAAUCAAGUAAACUUGUGAUUCUUAGUUAUGAGUACUACGUGUGAUUACUACUGUCGUGAUGUAUGUAUGGUAUUUGAUGUUUGAAUGUUGCAUGGGGUGAUUGAAAACUAGGGUAAUGAUAUAUUUUUUGGAUAAAAUGAAACUAGUACACUCUAGUA
Molecule: messenger RNA, 2215 nt
Organism: Cicer arietinum (chickpea)
Lineage: Eukaryota; Viridiplantae; Streptophyta; Magnoliopsida; Fabales; Fabaceae
Product: inositol transporter 1-like
Biological process (GO): transmembrane transport
Cellular component (GO): membrane
Molecular function (GO): transmembrane transporter activity
Source: RefSeq, a predicted model, not a curated record